Molecule: messenger RNA, 483 nt
Organism: Phaedon cochleariae (mustard beetle)
Lineage: Eukaryota; Metazoa; Arthropoda; Insecta; Coleoptera; Chrysomelidae
Source: the annotation of a GenBank genome assembly
GCGAUUUCCAGGCAUUUGGUCAAGGAAUCUCAGUGUUUCUCAUUGUUUGCCACACAUUACCAUGAGCUCAAUAGGAUGGCUGAAGUUUAUGACAAGGUAGGCAACCUGCACGUCACUGCCGUCACAACUGAGGACACCGUUACCCCAUUGUACUCAGUUAGAGAAGGAGAAUGUGAUAAGAGUUAUGGCAUACAUUGUGCUAGAAUGGUUGGAUUUCCUAACGAUGUUAUAGAAGAUGCAUUGAAGUAUCAGAGGAAGUUGGAACAUCACAGUGGAAUGAAAUUGAUCAAUGAUUUUGAACAUGAUGUGAAAAGGAAAAUUGUUGAAGAAGGCGAGAUAUGUGUGAAAGAAACAAUAAAAAAAGUUAAGAGCAUGGAUAUCAAUAGUUUAUCAGAUGAUGAUUUGUUUAGGAAGCUGCAAGAAAUGAAGAGUGAAUUGGAGAAAAAAGACAAUUUGUUUGUACGAGGACUACUGUCCAACUAG